Pseudonaja textilis is the source of this 432-nucleotide messenger RNA. RefSeq names its product ubiquinol-cytochrome c reductase, complex III subunit X (gene UQCR10). Gene Ontology annotation, biological process: mitochondrial electron transport, ubiquinol to cytochrome c. Lineage: Eukaryota; Metazoa; Chordata; Lepidosauria; Squamata; Elapidae. Gene Ontology annotation, cellular component: respiratory chain complex III. The record is from RefSeq and is a predicted model, not a curated record.
CCGAAGGUAGCGGUGCGCCUGCGCAGUAGCUUCAAGCGUCCAAGAUGGCGUUCGCGCAGCAGCUGUACAAUGCGGUGUUCCGCCGGACGUCCACGUUGGUUUUGACGGUCGUGGUGGGCGCCGUGAUUUUCGAGCGGGGCUUCAACCAGGCCACGGAGGCGAUUUUCUGCCGUCUCAACGAGGGGAGACUAUGGAAAGACAUCAAGCACAAAUAUGAAGUCAAGCAGGACUGAGGUACGGCAAGCAACCCUGGAUUCCGGUUGGCUCCUCUGCCAUCUUCACCAACAGCCCUUUGGGUUUGUGGCCAGUUGUUCGUCCAGACGUUCAUCCUCGUACGAUGGCCCGGUGUGCGCUACUCCCAAGUGAUGAAAAGAUUCAAAUGACUUUUUGGAUUUUUCGCUGUGAAAGCAGCUUAAUAAAAUGCACUCUCCA